Aspergillus candidus is the source of this 969-nucleotide messenger RNA. Its product is annotated as DUF3425 domain-containing protein. The coding region runs from base 60 to 911 and encodes 283 amino acids. Lineage: Eukaryota; Fungi; Ascomycota; Eurotiomycetes; Eurotiales; Aspergillaceae. The record is from RefSeq and is a predicted model, not a curated record. The transcript is spliced from 2 exons.
CUCACUAGUCGCAUCUGGUUCUCUACCACUGCAUCGCCUAUCCAAUUGCCCAUUACAUCAUGGACCAUGAUAUCCCUACUAUAGUCUCCACCCACAAGCCAGCCGAUGACUGGUCGGGACUGAGCGAUCCGCAAGAGAGGCGCAGGAGACAAAACCGGCUGAACCAGCGCGCACAUCGAAAACGUAAACAAGCACAAGCAGACCCCACAGACACAGACACAGAAAACAUAUCCAGACCAGCCACCAAAAAACCUUUCCCCACCACCAACGCCCUCUCCCAAGUCCAACCCAUCACCAACCCCAAACGCAUCGCCUGCCCCCACCCCGACACCCUCGCCAUCCUCCUCGCCCGCUUCAGUCGCACCACCUUCGACAUCCCCCCACUCACCUCGCCCACAACGGACACCAACCUCCUAACCCUCAGCAAAGCCAACGUCUUCCGCGCCUUCGCCCACAUCAUCACCCUCCUCGGCAUGACCCCCCACAACGACUGGAUGCACGACGACGCCCUCUCCCCCUUCAGCACACAAGGCCCCACCGGCGUCGACGCCUCCUCCCUCCCGCCCAGCCUGCGCCCCACCCCCGUCCAGCGCGAGUGCCCCCACCACCCAUGGCUGGACUUCUUCCCGUUCCCGCGCAUGCGCGACAACCUCAUCCGCGCAGGCGACGGCUUCGACGACGAGCAGCUGUGCGUGGAUAUCAUGGGGUUUUGGGACACUAAUUCUGCGGCGUCUGUCGAGGGGUGUAAUUUGCUCGUUUGGGGGGAGCCGGCUGAUCCGAGGAGUUGGGAGUUGACGGAGGCGUUUAUCAAGAAGUGGCCGUGGGUGGUGAGGGGGAGUCCGGAGCUUAUGGAGUCGACGAAUUAUUGGAGGAGGAGGAGGGGGGAGAAGUUGAUUUUUAGGUAUCUUUAACUCUAUUUUUUUGACUUGUUUUUGGGUUUGGGAUGGGUGAGCGUAUAGUACUGCAUGU